Lacerta agilis (Sand lizard) is the source of this 1030-nucleotide messenger RNA. It is a transcript of the gene IMMP1L, whose product is annotated as inner mitochondrial membrane peptidase subunit 1. Gene Ontology annotation, cellular component: membrane; mitochondrial inner membrane peptidase complex. The transcript has 7 exons. NCBI's taxonomy places the organism in Eukaryota, Metazoa, Chordata, Lepidosauria, Squamata, Lacertidae. The record is from RefSeq and is a predicted model, not a curated record. The coding region runs from base 341 to 841 and encodes 166 amino acids. Gene Ontology annotation, molecular function: serine-type endopeptidase activity.
CACUUUGUUUUCUCAUAGGAACUCAUUAAAUGGAAAUAACAGAAGAGAAUCCUGAUAAGUCUUAAUGUGACUGUGAGCCAGCAAUGUGAUGAGGCUACAAAGGAGGCAAAAGUUAUUCCACAGUGAGAUGUUGAAAUUUACCAUACGGAAUUUACUCUGAUAGUUCCGAUUUAUGUUGGCAAUGCUGGGCUCCAAAAGCAGACUACAUACAACAUCGUCUGGACUUGCCUAAACAAACAAUUCUGGAAUGACGUUAUAGCCAAAAUUCAUCAGUUCACAGUCUUACCAGUACCAGCUACCAGAAAACUGCAAAGACCAGCUGCACAACCAUAAAACUGAUAUGUUGCAAGAUAUCAUUAGAAAGACUUUUCGACUUCUUGGAUAUACUAUUCAGUAUGGGUGCAUAGCACAUUGUGCCUUUGAAUACCUUGGAGGAAUUGUUGUGUGUUCAGGACCUUCAAUGGAGCCUACAAUUCAAAAUUCUGAUAUUGUGUUUUCUGAGAAUCUUAGCUGCCAUUUUUAUAACAUUCAGAAAGGUGAUAUCAUCAUUGCGAAAAACCCAAGUGACCCCAAAUCAAACAUAUGUAAAAGAGUAAUUGGCUUGGAAGGAGAUAAAGUCUGUACAAGCAGCCCUUCAGAUUUUCUUAAGACCCACAGUUACGUACCUAAAGGACAUGUUUGGUUAGAAGGUGAUAAUCUCAGGAAUUCUACAGAUUCCAGGUGUUACGGUCCUGUUCCAUAUGGGUUGAUAAAAGGACGCAUUUGCUUGAAGCUCUGGCCUCCGACUGAUUUUGGAUUCCUACGUGCAAGUCCCAACAGUCACAGAAUUUGUAAUGACUAAGUGAAUUAGGCACAGUCAUCUAUGCUGACUUCUUUACUAAUUUUUAAAAGGCUAGUAAUAUAUUUUGAUAUAAAAUAAAGAAGAACAUCGAGACGUUCCUUGUAGGUGUAAGGGUCAUAAUAUUGGGAAAUAAUGUUGCUUCAGAUAUACAACUAUUUCCAUUUAUCCCAUUUAUAAAUCCUGACAGUC